AUGGAAAAAAGUGAGUACAGCAAACGCGCUCCAUCUCACUCAGCGAACGACGAGAGAGUGAGACGCAGACUUCACACAGAUGUGGGGGCUGUGGAGAUCGAAAAAAAUUCGAACGAAAAACAGGGGUUUUUUCACUACCGAAAAUUAAUCACGUACCAAACAUUUAACCUCACGAACAAGUGUCGUCAAACGUUUGGUGUUUGCACACAUUAUAGGCGGUUGGUCGGAUUUUUAUUUUUUCAAUUUCUGUUUUUUGUGUUGCGCUCUUCUCGCAACAGUUUCCUUGUUUUUCAGCAUUUUGUGUUAUUCUAUUUGUUAUGCUAACAAUAGUUUUUGUUUUCAGAUGUUGAUUUGGGUGGUGUGCAAAGAAAUAUCGACCAAUUUGCUGAAAUGAGAAUGAUGUGAAAUUUUUCAAGUUUUCGAUUUGUAACAUUGAAUCAAACAACCGGAGAAGCUCGAGAAGAAUCCUGGCACAUCUUCAACAAGGACAGAAGCUGCCGCACCAAACACAACCAAUAAUAUUGCUCAAAAUGCGCUACAAAAAACGUUGUUGUUGCCACUGGAACUGUGCCAGCCGCCACCCAGCAAUCCGGCAGCAUUAUCAGCUGGAGCAGCACCGAAAAGAGGAAAUAGUGAGACGCCACCAAAAGCGGAACCACAAGCAAAAUGCACAAAAAUUGGGGAUGAUAUGUAUCGAUGUAUUGGAAUUGCAAAACCAAAAAGUGCGCAACACAAAGAAAUCGGAAUCUAUUCGAGGUUUGCUUGUAUAUUUAUAUUCUCUAACAAAACUCAUUUUUCAGAUUUUGUGAUUAUGAAAGAUUUUCGAUUUUCAUCGGCUUUCGACUCAAGAAAAAUAAUUGA
Molecule: messenger RNA, 861 nt
Organism: Caenorhabditis angaria
Lineage: Eukaryota; Metazoa; Nematoda; Chromadorea; Rhabditida; Rhabditidae
Source: the annotation of a GenBank genome assembly